Messenger RNA from Pimephales promelas (fathead minnow), 893 nucleotides. RefSeq names its product uroplakin 2 (gene upk2). The record is from RefSeq and is a predicted model, not a curated record. Lineage: Eukaryota; Metazoa; Chordata; Actinopteri; Cypriniformes; Leuciscidae.
AUUUUAAAAUGUCCCCAUUGGUGUGAAUAGGUCUUUUUGGUUUUCUGCGCCAGACCACCGCCUGUUCCUCCCAUCAGAGACCACACUGAUCAUCACAUGGAACCACGACUACUACCACUAGCCACUUAUACUGAUUUAUCCAGAGCAUUGUGAGUCGUGCACACGCCUGAACUCUACGGGACAAUAUGCUGACUGUGCUCUUCAUCCUGGGCGCGUUGUCUCGCCUAAACUUUGCAGCAGACAUCCCUAUUAAAUUGCUGAGUCCUGAAACAGACGGGGUCGUGGCGGGCAGAUUCCCAAACUCUUUUCUACUGAAACUGCCUGAUUGCUCUAUUUAUGGAAACAAAUCCGCUCAAGUGCUGUACAUAGAACUGCCCAGCAAUGCAAGCAAAACAGAGUCUUUCGAAGUUCCAUAUUGUCCUGUCAGUCUGCCAGGGUACCUUCUGAAAGACCUAAAAAGUGGAACAACUUACAACGUGAUGUACAAAAUUGAAAAUGAUACCAGCACAGUCUUGACUGAAACGACUACCACCGUCACUGAUUAUCAACAGAUAAACGCUGGUCUCCCCGCACGCAGUGGAGCCAUGGUGGUCAUCACCGUCAUUUUGUCUUUGGCUAUGGUGGCCCUCCUGGUUGGACUCAUUUUUAGUUUAUUCUUUACAGGCUGAGCUCAGUGUGAUUCACUUCAAUAACACUUCAUGAAAUCUAUUUGACUUUUAUAAGUAAUUGAAACACAGUUUGUAUACAUUUAGAAAAUGUCAGUCUAAAUUAAUAUACCUAUUGUGUUGGAUGUAAAAGGGAAUUACACACAUGUAGCCUAGGCUACUAUAAUUAUCAGUAAUUUCAAACUGGAUAGUGUGUUGCUUUUCAAAUAAAUUGUGUUCCUUAAAUGC